CUAUCUGCGUGCGAGGCUGCUUGGAGAACCUUGGCUUUUGACAUACACCACAGGUGGCCAGCGAUUAUGAGAUUAAAUUUUCAUAUUCCGGGGCAGAAAUUUGUGACCUUCAAAGACAAGGAUCAAGUAGAGAAAGUAGUUAAAGAGAAUGCUGAGCGUCUUUCAAUGUUCGAGGCUUGGAUGAAGGCCAAUACAACGUAUAGACAAGGACGUACACUGACUUAUGCUGAAUUUCCAGGACACUUUGUGUAUGACACGCAAGAGCAACGAUGGUUACCGAGACAACAAAGACCAUCCUUAGGCCGGCUGCAUUAUGUUCCACCAGCGGAAAACCUCUACCCAUUAUUGCCGCUCCACCUCUCUCAUCCCUUUGCUGUCCGUCGCCCGUCGCCCCCUUCCUCUACCGGCCGGCACUUCAUUACCGGCGACCUCUCUACCUGCUUUGGAUCUUUCGCCUGGAAUCAAUUAUCUAAAUUUUUCUCAAAUUAUCUGGACUCGCUAGUUUCUUCGAAUCUGGAACGACGACACACCCAAAGUCAGGAGCUAGCAACUCAGAUUUAUCUCCUGCUGCUUUGGGACAUCAUAAGAGCAUAGCCUCAGUUUUUCUCGGAAUUAGGAAAAAAUCUCGGGCAUGACAUUGUCAAAUCAUUAUCUUUUGAAGAUUGGGAACGUGCUCAUGUUCUAAGAAAUUGCGAGGAAGUUCGUCCUUUCAUUGAGGAGUACGAAAGUACUAAUCAACAUCCAUCUCUCUCAUCUAGCUAGUUUCCCAGAGUGGUUCGAAAAUCGAAUUACUUAGUUAUGGAAUCAACAUGAUAAAAAAGCGAGUUAUGAUCU
This is a messenger RNA of Cuscuta campestris, 834 nucleotides long. The record is from the annotation of a GenBank genome assembly. Lineage: Eukaryota; Viridiplantae; Streptophyta; Magnoliopsida; Solanales; Convolvulaceae.